AUGUAUUUGUCAAGAUUCCUGUCGAUUCAUGCCCUGUGGGUUACAGUGUCCUCAGUGAUGCAGCCCUACCCUUUGGUGUGGGGACAUUAUGACGUGUGUAAGACUCAGAUUUACACAGAAGAAGGGAAAGUCUGGGAUUACAUGGCCUGUCAGCCGGAAUCCACGGACAUGACAAAAUAUCUGAAAGUGAAACUGGAUCCUCCGGAUAUUACCUGUGGAGACCCUCCUGAGACAUUCUGUGCAAUGGGCAACCCCUACAUGUGCAAUAACGAGUGUGACGCGAGCACCCCCGAGCUGGCGCACCCCCCCGAGCUGAUGUUCGAUUUUGAAGGAAGACACCCCUCGACAUUUUGGCAGUCUGCCACUUGGAAGGAGUACCCCAAGCCUCUCCAGGUUAACAUCACUCUGUCUUGGAGCAAAACCAUCGAGCUCACGGACAACAUAGUUAUUACCUUCGAGUCGGGGCGCCCGGACCAGAUGAUCCUGGAGAAGUCUCUGGAUUACGGACGCACGUGGCAGCCCUAUCAGUACUACGCCACGGACUGCUUAGACGCGUUCCACAUGGAUCCCAAGUCCGUGAGGGAUUUGUCACAGCACACGGUCCUAGAGAUCAUUUGCACAGAAGAGUACUCCACGGGGUAUACGACCAACAGCAAAAUCAUCCACUUUGAAAUCAAGGACAGGUUCGCGUUUUUCGCGGGACCUCGGCUACGCAAUAUGGCUUCCCUCUACGGACAGCUGGACACGACCAAGAAACUCCGAGAUUUCUUUACAGUCACAGACCUGAGGAUAAGGCUGUUGAGACCAGCCGUUGGGGAGAUAUUUGUCGAUGAGCUGCACUUGGCGCGCUACUUUUACGCGAUCUCAGACAUAAAGGUGCGAGGAAGGUGCAAGUGUAAUCUCCAUGCCACUGUGUGUGUGUAUGACAACAGCAAAUUGACUUGUGAAUGUGAGCACAACACUACAGGUCCAGACUGUGGGAAAUGCAAGAAGAAUUAUCAGGGCCGACCUUGGAGUCCAGGCUCGUAUCUCCCUAUCCCCAAAGGCACUGCAAAUACCUGUAUCCCCAGUAUUUCCAGUAUUGGUAACUGUGAAUGCUUCGGCCACUCCAAUCGAUGCAGUUAUAUCGAUCUGCUAAACACAGUCAUUUGCGUGAGCUGUAAACACAACACUAGAGGGCAGCACUGUGAGUUAUGCAGGCUGGGCUACUUCAGAAAUGCUUCUGCACAGCUGGACGAUGAGAAUGUGUGCAUAGAGUGUUAUUGUAACCCUUUGGGCUCAAUCCAUGAUCGUUGUAAUGGCUCAGGAUUUUGUGAGUGUAAGACUGGAACGACAGGGCCUAAGUGUGAUGAGUGUCUGCCGGGAAAUUCCUGGCACUACGGCUGUCAACCGAAUGUCUGCGACAACGAGCUCCUGCACUGCCAGAACGGAGGGACAUGCCACAACAACGUGCGCUGCCUGUGCCCCGCCGCAUACACGGGCAUCCUGUGCGAGAAGCUGCGCUGCGAGGAGGCGGGCAGCUGCGGCUCCGACUCGGGCCAGGGGGCGCCCCCGCGGGGCUCCCCGGCCCUGCUGCUGCUGCUGCUGACCGCGCUGCUGGGGACAGCCAGCCCCCUGGAGUUCUAA
This is a messenger RNA of Cynocephalus volans (Philippine flying lemur), 1626 nucleotides long. RefSeq names its product netrin G1 (gene NTNG1). Gene Ontology annotation, biological process: animal organ morphogenesis; tissue development; substrate adhesion-dependent cell spreading. Bases 1 to 1626 code for a protein of 541 amino acids. The transcript is spliced from 7 exons. Gene Ontology annotation, cellular component: basement membrane. The record is from RefSeq and is a predicted model, not a curated record. Lineage: Eukaryota; Metazoa; Chordata; Mammalia; Dermoptera; Cynocephalidae.